AGAGUUCAAAGACUGAAACGUCAAAAUAAAAACGUUAUUUUCGAAUAGCUUGUUUGGUAGCUGUCGCCGAGUUUUAAAUUAGUUUAAUUUGAUGAAUAUAGUUUUAUUGAUUAUAAAUCGUGAAUCAUGGCGCCCCGAGAAACACCGAAGUCAACGAUGAAAAUCCAAAGACCAACUAAUGUGAAUGUUAAGGACGUGCCCACAAAAGGUAGAGCGUCACCCGUUGGGGCGAUUAAAAAAACGAUUUUGGUUAAGAAGACGGUGGAUAAAACUCCACUUAAAAUAACCAACACUGCUUCUACAGUUAGAACUACCAGACAACGGACCAGUACUGUCCCGAAGGUAGCCACUCCUAAGCCGAAGGAGAAUAAAUCAGUUCCUGUGCCAGGCAGUGUGACCAAGAGUGCGAAAAAAGCAUCCUGGAAGCGACGCCCAAAACCCGCUCACUCAGGAGUACCAAUCCCAGAGAAAAUGAAGAAAUUAAUGGCAAAAGAAUUUAUGGAUCCACAAUUUGCUCUAUAAUCUCUGUAUUAUUGUAGUUUUUAGUUACUUUAGAUUUUAGAAUAACUCAGUUGUCUUUCUUUUAGAUAGUUUUUGUCAAAGAAUUCUCAAUUUGUUAUUUUCUUGUAUAAUAUAAAUGAAAACAUCUAUUGACAAUUUAAUAACAGGAUAGCAAUUAAAAAAGAACUAUAGUUAUGAAAAUUAGACAAAAAUCACAUGAUUGGAUGGUAAAAAUUACUAAACUACUAGACACAGUAAGGCCAUAUUUUACAUUUUUAAGUUUGUACAUAUAUUUAGCUUAUUCAUUAAUAGGUAGAUUUUAACGAUUAACAACAGCUAUCCAGAACAUAUCCCCUAAUAGUCUUUACCAUAAGAAUAGACCACCAUUUACUAUAAAAAAAGACAUGUUAAAACUCUUUUGGAUACACAGAGAUUUCAUAAGGGAACUAUAAAGAUAUUAACAAUUUCAAACUUUAUUACCAUCUGUAUAAAGUACAAAGUAUCUUGCAAUUUUUUUACUGUGAAAAUAGCACUUUACAUUGACUGUAUUAAAUGUUUGUUUCAUAUUAAUAACUAUUAGUUAUUAAUUGCUGAGACAAACAUUUCACUUUAACAUGCCUUGUUGUUUGUCUAUUUUGACCACAAAUAACAUUGAUUAGGUAUGUUUGCCUUAUUAAGUUCAGUCAACAUAUGGCAGACAUAAUUUGGCCAAAGAAUCUUAAAAUAUUUCUUCUAAACAAUUUGUUAUUAAAUAUUAUUAUAUUCCUUAGAAAAAAAUAUUGCAUGACAAAUCGAAAUAUUGGACCUUAUUUCUUCAACCUUCAUUCAAAAAGAAUUUUAAACUCAUCCCACUGAAUAGUUUUAAUUAGAAUUAAAUGUAUGAGUGUAUUAGCUAUGAUUGGGUACCUGUUUAUUAUUCUGUAAUAAAACAAAUUAUAAUUUUACUAUAAUACUUAUAUUUGUAAUGUAAGAUUUUGUAUUAAAAGCUUGUGUAUCAUGUUUGGUGCUUUUUUUAUGCCUUACUUACGAUAUGUUUAUACAUACAUUUUGUUAUGAUUCUGCUUAGCUCAUCAUAAUCCCA
This is a messenger RNA of Trichoplusia ni (cabbage looper), 1582 nucleotides long. RefSeq lists its product as uncharacterized. NCBI's taxonomy places the organism in Eukaryota, Metazoa, Arthropoda, Insecta, Lepidoptera, Noctuidae. Bases 127 to 522 code for a protein of 131 amino acids. The record is from RefSeq and is a predicted model, not a curated record. The transcript has 2 exons.